AUGGUUGUGGUAAUGGUUUGUAUGGUGGUUCUUGGAAAAAGCUGUGGUACACCCUGGAAUGUUUUGUUCAAAAAUUUUACAGUGAACAGUAAAACGGGUGAGAUAACAACAAAGGGGAAGAUUGAUAGAGAACUGUUUGAUACAGGAAACGAUAUAUAUUUCUUCGUUUAUGCAAUAGACCACGGAGAACCUCCAAGACAGAAUACAACAUAUGUUAAGAUCAAUGUAAUUGACAUCAAUGACCACAUUCCACAAUUCGUGAAGUCUUUGCAUAACACUUUUUCUGUAAAGGAGGAUACACCACUGAAUAAAACUUCGGCAUUGUUUCAAGUUUCGGCUGUUGACCCCGAUUUUGGAAGCAAUGGUGUAGUGGUAUACAGUAUACAUCCAGGCAAUCAGUCAAUCGAUGAGUUAUUUAGAAUUGACAAUAGAAGUGGUAUUAUUAGCAUGAAAAAGAUACCAACAAUUAAAGACUGCGAUCACAGGAUGUAUACAAUUGAGAUUAAAGCAUGUAAUCCGAAUGUAGACGAAGGAAAAUGUAACAAGACAGAAGUUAUUUGCUACAUCAAGGAUGUAAAUAAUCAGCAGCCAAAGUUUUUAUACUGGGGGUCAAUAAAUUAUACAGAGCACACGGCUAGAGGAGAAAUAAAAUUGUGCUUUAAUGCGAAAAGUCACGCAUUAAAGGAGAAUAACACAUGUAACUAUUCUAAGAUGGCUACAGAUUCAGACUGCCUACCUGAAUAUAACACACUACAUUACUGGAUGGAUAAUGAUGAUAGCAGAUUUCAAAUUGACACAUCAACAGGAAUUAUCAGCAUAAAAAACGGAAGCGUUAUAGACUACGAUGAACCUCAACGAGACAGACAAUUUAAUUUUACAAUUUAUGCGUCAGAUACCAAAAGUACAACGAGUGCCGUAUUAACCUUGGAUAUUUAUGAUCAUCAAGAUAGUUUGCCGCAUUUUGUUUCUGAUGUCUACUCUUGCAGUUUGAAGGAAAGUUUGACGCCCAUAGGUCAUUUUAACUGCUCUCUUAAAGUAACAAAUAUUGAAGACAUCCAAAUACAUAUUUUCAAGUAUAGUGUGAAAGGAGGAGACCCGUACUUCUCCUACGAAACGGUAAACGAUAAGAAAGAGAUUGAAAUUACUUUGAAUAACUCUCUAAACUAUGAAACAUUAUCGAAGAAAGUUUUCCAGCUGAAUGUAACAGCCGAAGGAAUCUGUGGGAAAAGAAGUACUAGUAAUGCAAGAUGUUAA
Messenger RNA from Mercenaria mercenaria, 1254 nucleotides. RefSeq names its product protocadherin Fat 1-like. The transcript has 9 exons. Gene Ontology annotation, molecular function: calcium ion binding. Bases 1 to 1254 code for a protein of 417 amino acids. Gene Ontology annotation, biological process: homophilic cell-cell adhesion. The record is from RefSeq and is a predicted model, not a curated record. Gene Ontology annotation, cellular component: plasma membrane. NCBI's taxonomy places the organism in Eukaryota, Metazoa, Mollusca, Bivalvia, Venerida, Veneridae.